This is a messenger RNA of Anoplopoma fimbria (sablefish), 834 nucleotides long. Its product is annotated as myelin-oligodendrocyte glycoprotein-like. The record is from RefSeq and is a predicted model, not a curated record. NCBI's taxonomy places the organism in Eukaryota, Metazoa, Chordata, Actinopteri, Perciformes, Anoplopomatidae. The coding region runs from base 1 to 729 and encodes 242 amino acids. The transcript has 4 exons.
AUGGUGGGAGACGGCGCCCUGGCCUUUGCUGACGUCACUGAUACACGCCCACUGACCGUCCAUCGACUCCUUCCACAGCGUCACCUACAGGGGGAUCGAAACACGGAGUCUCGGAGCAGUUUGACGUCCAGCGACGUGAAGAACGAUGAACGUGGUUCCUCUCGUGUGUCUCUUUCUCCUGACUCGGUCCGGGACAACGUCUGCUGCUGGACACACAAUCUAGAGGGAAGUGCAAAGGAUAAUCUGAUGACAAAGAGAAAGACGAGCUCAAAGAACGAGAAAAGUUUCUUGUUAUUUCCUUUACGUCUGUCUGAACUUAAAUACUCUCCAUGUUUUUAUCUUCCAGGAGUCAUCAUAGUGGAAGAAGACAGUGAUGUUAUCUUACCUUGUUCCCUCGACUCCAAGGAGAACAUCGUAGCAGCUCUCUUUGACUGGAAGAAAGUAGCUCAGAGAGAUCAAGGUCAGAAGGACGUUUUCUUUUAUGAUGCAGGUGAUCAUUACAACAGCGGCCGUGAUGGUCAGAGUCCAGAGUUCAGAGGACGAGUCUCACAUUUUCCAGAUCAACUGAAUCAGGGCAACGCCUCCAUAAUCAUCAGGAACAUGAAGGUGGAGGACACUGGGAGCUACACCUGUAAUCUUCCACGUCUUCGGCCACCUCAAACGUUCUCCGUUGAGCUUGUUGUUGAUCGCGUCUUAAGAGACAGAUCAGGAGACACAGGUGAGUCCUGAUGGCGAUGACGUCAGGCUCCACCUGUCCCAUGCAUGACGUCAUCCACAGCCCUUUACCUGUGGAAACCUCUCUGUGCUGAACUGACCGGGAUCUCUGUUCUCUGU